AUGGCCUCUUCUAAAGUGAUUACCCUGUUUCCCUCAUCACAUACCAACGCAUCUAUUUAUAGGAGCACUGCUGAUCAUUCCCAUCUUUCUCAUAGGAAAUUCAGCAUUCCUCGAGACCUAUCGGUCAAAGUGACUCGACGCAAAAGUGUAUCUUCGAACGUUAGUAAUGUUGCAGCGAUCGUAGCUGCAGCAAAGGAGGCUGGUGAUAACCCUUUGGCAAUGCCAAUUUCUACACGAAGAGCAACAAUGUCCAAAAAUGUCUCGAGGCCCGGCCCUAUGGGUAGCUUACCAUCUCCACCAUCGAGUCUGCCAACACAUAGAAUAAGGUUGAAUUUGAUGGCGAAGUUAGGGGGAGAGAGUGCAAUUGACGACGAUAACAAUGACGAGGAAAUGGAUGAGAACGAAGAAGACGAUCUUACAGAGAGCGGAAUGAGAGGAAUGCGUGAAGGAUCGCAGCUUUUGAAGGACGGCAAGAAGGCCAAUGCCAAUGAUCUCAGAUGGGAACAUACACCAGAAUGGUCUUAUACCUCGAAGUUAUUGAUCUCAAAGCAUCAACAAGUGCAGCUGCUAGAAGCGGCUUCCGUCCUUGUCGGAAUGAACCAAGAUGCCGCCGAUACCCCACCAGAUUCUGCAAAGGAUUUCCAAAGUGAUGAUCAAGAUUCUGCGUCUCCGGCGGCGUCUGGUUCGGAUGACCAUGAGAAUGAUCGUGCCAGCUCUGCGGAUACGUCACCGCCACCAGCAGAUAUGCGUCUCGCAUACGGUAGUGGUUCGUACAACAGACCAAAGAGGUACAUUGGGCAUAGCGCAUUAUAUGGACUGUCGGACAGGUUACCUUACGGUGGAAGCGUUCCAGCCACCUUUGGUCAUUCCUGUCAUCAAAGUCAUGAGCGUCGUCCCCCAUCCUCUGGCAUGAAUGGCAGUCAAGGAACUGAAGGAUUGACCGCAGGGAUCGAGUCACUUACUUGCGGCCUUGCAAGUCCUGGUACUCCCCGAAGUGGACCACUCAUUCCAGAAGACGCUCCUCCCGUACCUGAAAUUCCAGCGCAAUAUUUGACUGAUCUCUCGACGAGUUUCACUCCUAGCCUUCACCCAAGGCAGAGAGAAAGCUUUGCCAGGGAAAGCUAUACCAGAGGAAGCUACGACCGACAUCAGAUUCAUGGAUAUGAAGAUGUGCAAAUGGAGGAUGGCUAUGAUAGUGUUGCAGAUGAAGAUGAUUAUGAUCAGCAUUCCAGAUGUCGUUCUGAUGAAGACGAUGAUGGCGUUUUUGGACUCAUGGAGGAAUAA
Molecule: messenger RNA, 1284 nt
Organism: Sclerotinia borealis F-4128
Lineage: Eukaryota; Fungi; Ascomycota; Leotiomycetes; Helotiales; Sclerotiniaceae
Source: the annotation of a GenBank genome assembly